Messenger RNA from Empidonax traillii (willow flycatcher), 5514 nucleotides. RefSeq names its product dedicator of cytokinesis 5 (gene DOCK5). The record is from RefSeq and is a predicted model, not a curated record. Gene Ontology annotation, molecular function: guanyl-nucleotide exchange factor activity; GTPase activator activity; small GTPase binding. Gene Ontology annotation, biological process: cell migration; small GTPase-mediated signal transduction. The transcript is spliced from 50 exons. NCBI's taxonomy places the organism in Eukaryota, Metazoa, Chordata, Aves, Passeriformes, Tyrannidae. The coding region runs from base 49 to 5514 and encodes 1821 amino acids. Gene Ontology annotation, cellular component: plasma membrane; cytoplasm.
CCCCUCCCCUACCCCCGAGCCGAGCCCGGCCCUGGGAAACCCUCCGGAAUGGCCCGCUGGAUCCCCACCAAGCGGGAGAAGUACGGGGUCGCCAUCUACAACUACGACGCCGUGCAGGACGUGGAGCUGUCCCUGCAGGUCGGUGACACCGUUCACAUCCUGGAGAUGUACGAAGGCUGGUACCGAGGAUACACCCUCCGAAAUAAAUCGAAGAAGGGCAUUUUCCCCGAGACAUACAUCCAUUUGAAAGAGGCCAUCGUGAAGGACCGGGGACAACACGAGACGGUGAUUCCCAGCGAGCUGCCCCUGGGACAGGAGCUCACCUCCACCCUCAGGGAGUGGGCAGUCAUCUGGCACAAGCUGUACGUGAACAACAAGACCACCCAGUUCAGGCACGUGCAGCAGCUGACCUACAGCCUGAUAGAGUGGAGGUCCCAGAUCCUCUCAGGGACCCUUCCCAAGGAUGAGCUGGCUGAGCUCAAGAAGAAAGUCACUGCCAAGAUCGACUAUGGCAACAGGAUCCUGGGCUUGGACCUGGUGGUGAGAGACGACAACGGGAACAUCUUGGACCCGGACGAGACCAGCACCAUCUCCCUGUUCAGGGCCCACGAAACAGCCUCCAAAAGGAUUGAUGAAAGGAUCCAGGAGGAAAAGUCCCUGCAGCAGAAUCUGGACCUCAGAGGGCAGCCAAUCUUCAACUCCACCCACACCUACAGCCUGUAUGUGAACUUCAAGAACUUUGUCUGCAACAUUGGGGAAGAUGCAGAGCUGCUGAUGAGCCUCUACGACCCCGAUCUCUCCAAAUUCAUCAGUGAGAAUUACCUGGUUCGUUGGGGCAGCAACGGGAUGCCUAAAGAAAUUGAGAAACUAAACAACCUGCAGGCAGUCUUCACUGACUUGAGCAGCUCCGACCUGAUCCGCCCCAAGAUCAGCCUGGUGUGUCAGAUCGUCAGGGUGGGGCACAUGGAGCUCAAAGAUGGCAAGAAGCACACCUGUGGGCUCAGGAGGCCCUUUGGGGUGGCAGUGAUGGACAUAACUGACAUCAUCCAUGGGAAGGUGGAUGACGAGGAGAAGCAGCAUUUCAUCCCGUUCCAGCAGAUUGCCAUGGAGACCUACAUCAGGCAGAGACAGCUGAUCAUGUCCCCCCUGAUCACAUCCCACGUGAUAGGGGAGAACGAGCCCCUCACCUCUGUCUUCAACAAAGUCAUUGCUGCCAAGGAGGUCAAUCACAAAGGACAAGGCCUUUGGGUCUCCCUGAAGCUGCUCCCUGGGGAUCUGGCUCAGGUUCAGAAGGAUUUCUCCCACCUCGUAGACAGAUCAACUGCUGUGGCUCGGAAAAUGGGAUUCCCCGAGAUCGUCCUUCCUGGUGACGUUCGGAACGACAUCUACGUCACCCUGAUCCAAGGGGAGUUCGACAAGGGCAAGAAGAAGACCCCCAAGAACGUGGAAGUCACCAUGUCCGUCCACGACGAGGAUGGAAACCUCCAGGAGGUAGCAGGGCCUCUUUGGGUCUGGCCCAGGGACAGGUCUGAGAGAGCUUUUGGCAUGGGCUUUGUGAAGCUGAUGAAUGCAGAUGGAACAACGCUGCAGGAUGGCAAACACAAUCUGAUUGUUUACAAGGGUGACAACAAGAAAAUGGAAGAUGCCAAAAGCUACUUGAGUCUUCCCUGCACCAAAACGGAGAUGGAGGAGAGGGAGGCUCCCCCAGGGAAGAACCUGCACCAUCUGGCCAACUUUACCCCCACGAAAGACAGCACAAAGGACAGCUUCCAGAUUGCCACCGUGAUCUGCUCCACCAAGCUGACCCAAAAUGUUGACCUGCUGGGUUUGCUGAACUGGCGCUCCAACUCGCAGAACAUCGCCCACAACCUCAGGAAGCUCAUGGAGGUGGAAGGAGGGGAAAUUGUGAAGUUUUUGCCAGACACCCUGGAUGCACUUUUCAACAUCAUGAUGGAGAUGUCAGAGAAUGAAACCUAUGACUUCCUUGUGUUUGAUGCCCUGGUAUUUAUUAUUUCUUUGAUUGGAGACAUCAAGUUCCAGCAUUUCAACGCUGUACUCGAGACUUACAUUUACAAGCACUUCAGUGCCACCCUGGCAUAUGUGAAGCUCACCAAAGUGCUGAACUGCUACGUGGGGAAUGCUGAGGACUCCAGCAAGACAGAACUGCUCUUUGCUGCCCUGAAAGCCCUGAAGUACCUGUUCAGGUUCAUCGUCCAGUCCCGGGUGCUGUACCUGAGUGUUUAUGGGAAGAGUGAAGAUGGGAAUGAAUUCAACGAUGCCAUUCGCCAACUGUUCCUGUCCUUCAACGUCCUCAUGGACCGGCCCCUGGAGGAGGCUGUGAAGAUCAAGGGGGCAGCUCUGAAGUAUUUGCCAAGCAUCAUAAAUGAUGUCAAACUGGUGUUUGACCCCGUUGAGCUCAGCGUCCUCUUCAGCAAGUUCAUCCAGAGCAUUCCUGACAAUCAGCUGGUGCGCCAGAAGCUGAACUGCCUGACCAAGAUCGUGGAGAGUGAUCUGUUCAGGCAGGCAGAAUGCAGAGAUGCCCUCCUGCCCCUGCUGAUCGACCAGCUGAGUGGGCAGCUGGAUGACAAUUCCCACAGGCCUGACCACGAGGCCAGUUCCCAGCUGCUGAGCAGCGUUCUGGAAGUGCUGGACAGGAAAGAUGUGGGCCCCACAGCUCUCCACAUCCAGCUGAUCAUGGAGCGCCUGCUGAGGAGGAUCAACCGCACGGUGAUCGGGAUGAGCCGACAGUCCCCUCACAUCGGUAUUUUCGUGGCCUGCAUGACAGCCAUCCUGAGGCAGAUGGAUGAUUGCCAUUACAGCCAUUACAUCAGCACUUUCAAAACCAGGCAGGACAUCAUUGACUUCCUGAUGGAAACAUUCAUUAUGUUCAAGGACCUGAUUGGAAAAAACGUGUAUGCACCUGACUGGAUGGUCAUGAACAUGAUGCAGAGCAGGGUUUUCCUCAGGGCAGUGAACCAAUUCACCUCCGUCCUCAACCAGGCCUUUCUGGAUCAGAAAGGUUUUGAGCUCCAGCUCUGGAAUAACUUCUUCCACUUGGCAGUGGCUUUCCUGACUCACGAGUCCCUGCAGCUGGAGACCUUCUCCCAGGCCAAGCGCAGCAAGAUCAUCAAGAAGUAUGGGGACAUGAGGAAAGAAAUUGGCUUCAAGAUAAGGGAUAUGUGGUACAACCUGGGUCCCAACAAGAUACAAUUCAUCCCAGCCAUGGUGGGGCCAAUCCUGGAGGUCACCCUGGUGCCAGAGCCUGAGCUCAGGAAAGCCACAAUUCCCAUCUUCUUUGACAUGAUGCAGUGUGAGUUCAACUUCAGUGGGAACAGGAACUUCCAUAUGUUUGAAAAUGAGCUGAUCACCAGGCUGGACCAGGAGGUGGAGGGCGGCCGAGGGGACGAGCAGUACAAGAUCCUGCUGGAGAAGCUGCUCCUGGAGCACUGCAGGAAGCACAAAUACCUGGCUGCCCCCGGGGAGGUGUUUGCCCUGCUGGUCAGCAGCCUGCUGGAGAACCUGCUGGACUACAGGACCAUCAUGCACGACGAGAGCAAGGAGAACCGCAUGAGCUGCACCGUCAACUUGCUGAACUUCUACAAGGAGAAGAAGCGAGAGGACAUUUACAUCAGGUACCUCUACAAACUGCGGGACCUGCACACGGACUGUGAGAACUUCACAGAGGCAGCUUACACCCUGCUGCUCCAUGCAGAGCUGCUCCAGUGGUCUGAGAAGCCCUGUGCCCCCCACCUCAUGCAGAGGGACAGCUUCUACGUCUACUCUCAGCAGGAGCUGAAGGAAAAACUCUACCAAGAAAUCAUCUCCUUCUUUGACAGGGGCAAAAUGUGGGAAAAAGCCAUCCAGCUGAGCAAGGAGUUGGCUGACAUGUAUGAGAACAAGGUCUUUGAUUACGAGGGGCUUGGCAAUCUCCUGAAAAAAAGAGCUACUUUUUAUGAGAAUAUCAUGAAGGCAAUGAGGCCUCAGCCAGAGUACUUUGCUGUUGGUUACUAUGGGCAGGGUUUCCCCUCCUUCCUCCGGAAUAGAAUCUUCAUCUACCGUGGCAAAGAGUACGAGCGAAGGGAGGAUUUCAACCUGAAGCUGCUGACACAGUUCCCCAGUGCUGAGAAGAUGACCAGCACUGCCCCUCCAGGGGAAGACAUCAAGGCUUCUCCUAAACAGUAUGUGCAGUGCUUUAUUGUGAAGCCUGUGAUGAACCUGCCACCUAAUUACAAAGAUAAACCUGUUCCUGAACAGAUCCUGAACUACUACAGAGCAAACGAGGUGCAGCAAUUCACACACUCCAGACCGGUCAGGAAAGGAGAGAAAGACCCAGACAACGAGUUUGCUACUAUGUGGAUAGAGAGGACAACCUACACCACAGCCUAUUCAUUUCCAGGCAUCCUCAAGUGGUUUGAGGUCAAGCAGGUCACCACGGAAGAGAUCAGCCCCUUGGAGAAUGCCAUAGAAACCAUGGAGCUGACCAACGAGAAGAUCACCAACAUUGUCCAGCAGCACAUGUGGGACAGGAGCCUCCCUGUGCACCCCCUGUCCAUGCUCCUCAACGGCAUCGUGGACCCGGCGGUGAUGGGAGGAUACACCAACUAUGAGAAGGCCUUUUUCACAGAGAAAUACCUUCAGGAACAUCCUGAAGAUCAAGAGAAAAUUGAGCUGCUGAAGCAACAAAUCGCCAUCCAGAUGCCCCUGCUGGCUGAGGGGAUCCGGAUCCACGGGGAGAAGCUGACGGAGCAGCUGAAGCCGCUGCACGAGCGACUCAGCACCUGCUUCAGGGAGCUCAGGAGGAAGGUGGAGAAGCAGUACGGGGUCAUCACCCUGCCGCCCUGCCUGACCGAGAGGAAGCCCAGCAGGUCGGGCUCCGUGGUGCUGCCCUACAUCAUGUCCUCCACCCUCAGGAGGCUCUCCGUCACUUCUGUGGCCUCCUCCGUGCUCUCCACCUCCUCCACCUCGUCUGACAGCACCUCCUCCAGGCCAGGCUCCGAUGGAUCCAUCCUGGAGCCUCUCUUGGAGCGAAGAAUAUCGACAUCCUCCAGAGUUGAGGAGCUGCCAGCGAAAGACGAGGGCGACAACAGGAUCAGCAAACUCAAGAGGAAGGAGUGGAGCAUCAGCAAGUCUCAGGUUAUCGUGGAGAAGGAGCCAGAAACAGAAACAGCUUCCAGAAUGGGCACGUCAGGGAAAGCACAAAGGCCAAAGAGUCUCCAGCUGGGGGACAACAGACUGACUUUGCUCCAGGGCUCCUCACUGCAGCAGUCGACUCGCAGCCCACCUCCCAUCACCCCCAAAACCCCCAGGACACAGAGUUUCCCCUCCCUGCAGGCUGACGGGUUGGCAACCCCACCCCCCCCUCCACCCAAAAGCAAACCCUACGAGAACAGCAACCCCAGGAACUCUGCAGAGGUUGCUCCACCGCUGCCCAGCAGGAGGGAAGCCAAACCUCCCCCUCCACCCCCAAAAACCAGGAAAUCCAGCGUUGUGUCCUCGGAGCAGGGGCUGCAGUGA